AUGGCAGCUCAGGCUACGGAGAAAUUGGACCAGCUGGACCUGAACGGCCAGAACCCCGCUGAGGCUGCUCCCGCCCUCGACGUGGAGGACGACUCUGACGACGAGCAGGAGGGCGACGGUGCUCCAGAGGUUGGAGCCGCUGGAGCCGCCAAAAAGAAGAAGAAGCGCAAGUCCAAGAAGAAGAAGAAGGGUGGCGCGAAGGUUCAGACCGAGCCCCCGCGCGUCCCUGUGUCCAAUCUCUUCCCCAAUGGCCAGUACCCCGAGGGCGAGAUUGUCGAGUACCUAAACGACAAUGCCUACCGCACAACAAACGAAGAGAAGCGAUACCUCGACCGCAUGAACAAUGACUUCCUGCAAGAGUACCGCCAGGGUGCGGAGGUCCACCGCCAGGUGCGCCAGUAUGCACAGAAGAACAUUAAGCCUGGACAGACUUUGACCGAAAUUGCGGAGGGUAUUGAGGAUUCUGUGCGUGCUCUGACAGGCCACUCGGGCUUGGAGGAGGGCGACAACCUGAAGGGUGGCAUGGGUUUCCCUUGCGGUCUGAGCAUCAACCACUGCGCUGCUCAUUAUACUCCGAACGCCGGAAAUAAGAUGGUCCUGAACCAAGGAGAUGUCAUGAAGGUCGACUUUGGUGCACAGCUCAACGGCCGCAUUGUGGACAGUGCCUUUACCAUGUCCUUCGAUCCUGUAUACGAUCCUCUUCUGGCAGCCGUCAAGGAUGCCACCAACACUGGUAUUCGGGAAGCUGGGAUUGAUGUCCGCAUGAGUGAUAUCGGUGCCGCCAUUCAAGAAGCCAUGGAGAGCUACGAAGUUGAGCUCAACGGCACUAUGCACCCGGUCAAGUGUAUUCGCAACCUGAACGGUCACAACAUUGAUCAGCACGUCAUUCAUGGCGGCAAGAGUGUACCUAUCGUCAAGAGCAGCACCGAUCAGACCAAGAUGGAAGAAGGCGAGGUCUUUGCUAUCGAGACUUUCGGUAGUACUGGAAAAGGCUACGUGCGGGAGGAAAUGGAAACCUCGCACUACGCUCUUGCUUCUGACGCCCCCAAUGUCCCCUUGCGUCUUUCAUCCGCCAAGAACCUGUUGAACGUCAUCAAUAAGAACUUUGGAAGCCUCCCCUUCUGCCGUCGUUACCUUGAUCGACUGGGCCAGGAGAAGUACCUUCUGGGUUUGAACAACUUGGUCUCUUCUGGUAUUGUCCAAGACUACCCUCCUCUCUGCGAUAUCAAGGGCUCAUACACUGCCCAAUAUGAACAUACAAUUGUGCUGCGCCCGAACGUUAAGGAGGUUAUUAGUCGCGGCGACGACUACUGA
This is a messenger RNA of Penicillium antarcticum, 1314 nucleotides long. RefSeq names its product methionine aminopeptidase 2. The coding region runs from base 1 to 1314 and encodes 437 amino acids. NCBI's taxonomy places the organism in Eukaryota, Fungi, Ascomycota, Eurotiomycetes, Eurotiales, Aspergillaceae. Gene Ontology annotation, biological process: proteolysis. The transcript is spliced from 7 exons. Gene Ontology annotation, molecular function: metalloaminopeptidase activity. The record is from RefSeq and is a predicted model, not a curated record.